Molecule: messenger RNA, 2986 nt
Organism: Thunnus maccoyii (southern bluefin tuna)
Lineage: Eukaryota; Metazoa; Chordata; Actinopteri; Scombriformes; Scombridae
Product: ectoderm-neural cortex protein 1-like
Exons: 4
Coding region: 213-1988 (591 amino acids)
Molecular function (GO): protein binding
Source: RefSeq, a predicted model, not a curated record
AUGGUCAUGUGUUAAUAUGUUAAAAUUUAAAUUGUCAUCUCAUCCUUUUUAAGUAAAGGUAACCAAAAUGAGAAGGCUCGGGCUGUAUGCUUUGCUGAGCAGCUGUCUGUCUGCAGCAAAGCGCUUCUCUACAAUCUAACCCACAGUCAGCCUCCACUCUGCUUCAGCCGCUCCUAUGACACACACACAUACCGAGACUCCGACAGGAACAAAUGAAAAUGUCUUUUUGCAAACACGAGAAGCGGAAGUCUCGGGGCAUCUCUGCCCACAUGAACAUCUACCUGUUUCACAAAUCUUCCUACGCUGACGGUGUCCUCAUGCACCUCAACGUCCUCCGGCAGCAGAGGCUAUUUACUGACGUCCUCCUCCAUGCUGGAGAUCGCUCCUUUCCCUGCCACCGAGCUGUCCUUGCUGCUUGUAGUCGCUACUUUGAGGCCAUGUUCAGUGGAGGCAUGAGAGAAAGCCAAGCCAGGGAGGUGGACUUUAAAGAUAGUGUCCAUCCGGAGGUGCUUGAAUUUCUACUGGACUAUGCUUACUCAUCCCGUGUGAUCAUCAAUGAGGAGAAUGCGGAGUCUUUGUUAGAGGUCGGGGACAUGUUGGAGUUCCAGGACAUUCGCGAUGCCUGUGCAGAGUUUUUAGAGAAAAACCUCCAUUCUUCUAACUGUCUUAGGAUGCUCCUGCUCUCAGAUGCUCAUCAGUGCACCAGGCUUCACACGCUCUCCUGGAAUAUGUGCCUCCGAAAUUUUCCUGCCAUCUGCAAAACGGAGGACUUUUUGCAAUUACCAAAAGACAUAGCAGUGCAGUUGCUUUCUCAUGACGAGCUGGAGACAGAGGAUGAAAGGCUGGUGUAUGAAGCUGUGCUGAACUGGGUUAACUGUGAGCUGGAGAAGAGGCAUUGCUUCCUGCCAGAGCUGCUGGGUGCAGUUCGUCUGGCCCUUCUACCAGCCGCCUUCCUAAUGGAGAACGUCUCCAUGGAGGAGUUAAUCAACACAGAGACCAAAAGUAAAGCACUUGUGGAUGAAGCUAUAUGCUGCAAGUUAAAGAUCCUCCAGAACGACAGUGUGGUCAACAGCCAGCUGGCUAAACCCAGAAAGACGAGUCACGCCUUGUUUCUUCUAGGUGGCCAGACUUUCAUGUGCGACAAACUCUACCUGAUAGACCAGAAGGCGAAGGAGAUCAUCCCCAAAACUGACAUCCCAAGUCCAAGGAAAGAGUUCAGUGCCUGUGCCGUUGGAUGUAAGGUGUACAUAACAGGUGGAAGAGGGUCAGAGAAUGGAGUCUCCAAAGAUGUCUGGGUCUAUGAUACCUCUCAUGAGAAGUGGUCCAAGGCAGCACCUAUGCUCAUCGCCAGAUUUGGCCACGGCUCAUCCGAGCUCAAGCAAUGUCUUUAUGUUGUAGGUGGACACACAGCUGUCAGUGGCUGCCUCCCUGCCUCCCCCACUGUGUCACUGAAACAAGUUGAAAAGUACGAUCCACUCACCAACAAAUGGAGCAUGGUGUCUCCUUUGAGGGAAGGGGUUAGCAACGCAGCAGUGGUUAGUGUCAAACUCAAACUCUUUGCAUUUGGUGGCACCAGUGUCACUCAUGAUAAACUGCCUAAAGUGCAGUGCUACGACCCUCAGGAGAACCAGUGGACAGUGCCAGCCUCAUGUCCACAACCUUGGCGCUACAGUGCUGCUGCUGUUCUCAGUAACCACAUUUUUGUCAUGGGUGGAGACACAGAGUUUUCUGCAUGUACAGCCUAUAAAUUCAGCACUGAUAGCUACCAGUGGACUAAAGUGGGGGAUGUGACAGCCAAGCGCAUGAGCUGCCAGGCUGUAGCCUCUGGGAACAAACUGUAUGUUGUGGGAGGCUACUUUGGCACUCAGAAGUGUAAGACUCUGGACUGCUAUGACCCAACAUUGGAUGCAUGGAGCAGUAUCACCACUGUGCCUUACUCUCUCAUCCCCACAGCCUUCGUCAGCACCUGGAAACAUCUUCCUGCCUGAGGAUUCACAGUCAGGGCUGAAACUGUGGAGACAUGAGGCUUCUUGAAGAAGACACCAAGCUAACCUAUGGACUUCUAUCAGACUAAAAGGCCCACACAGUUUACAAGAAGAAGGAAUAUCUGAGAUUUUGACAUUGAGACUUUGGGUUUUAAGAUACUCAUUUUGUGCUUAGUUUUCUUGCCAUGGUUGGUAUACACAGAUACAUGUUGUUAAUUGUUUGAUACAUCUAUUGAAAAAAACUACAAAAUAGUAGUUUAUUUAAUAAUUGACCACUUUAUGAAAAAUCACUAUUUUAAGAAUUGAUGUUAACUACAACCAUGCUGUCAGGUGGUGUUUGUCAGCCAGGAAUUAUUAAGAGCGAAAACAAAACAAACAUUAAUUCUAAUGUCAGUGUAAUGGAUCAAAUAAUAAUGAUAGUAAUCAUAAUCAUCAUUUUAUUCAUAAAGCACCAUUCAUGCACUGAAUGCAGCUCAAAGUGCAAAUGAAUAUAAAGAUAAUUAUGGAGUUCUGAGGCAGCUGAGGCCUGUCAGUGGAGUGUAAAAUAAUUCACUACAGUAGUCAAGUCCGCUUGAAAUGAAGGUGAGAAUAUUUUUUUCUGCAUUAUUCCAGGUCAAGAAGGGCUGAACUUUGGCAAUCUUUUCUCAAAUGGAAGGAUGUUCUUUUAGUGAUGGUGCUGAUGUCUACAGGACAGACAUCUUUCUGAAUGUCUUUGUGAAGUCAUGAAGUAAAUGUUUGUUAUGUUUUCAUCUUCUCUAUCGCAUUGUAAAUGUGGAUUUUACUUCACGAUAAAGGAACUUUUAACAUCACAGAAGCAGAGCAGGCUAGAUGGUCUGAGCUUGACAGUCUGGUCAAAUAUCCCACUCAGGUUACUCAUUAUGUCAACUACUGAGCAGGAAUAAUGACAUGUCAUGUUGUAUGCUGUAUGUCUGCUGGAAGUCAUUAUUCUUUACAGUGAGUGUUUUUUUCACAAUGUGAAAUUUGAUGCUAUUAAAGAGUUU